Platichthys flesus (European flounder) is the source of this 2027-nucleotide messenger RNA. It is a transcript of the gene eif4e2, whose product is annotated as eukaryotic translation initiation factor 4E family member 2. Lineage: Eukaryota; Metazoa; Chordata; Actinopteri; Pleuronectiformes; Pleuronectidae. Gene Ontology annotation, biological process: translational initiation. Gene Ontology annotation, cellular component: eukaryotic translation initiation factor 4F complex; cytoplasm. Gene Ontology annotation, molecular function: RNA 7-methylguanosine cap binding; translation initiation factor activity. The transcript is spliced from 8 exons. The coding region runs from base 138 to 890 and encodes 250 amino acids. The record is from RefSeq and is a predicted model, not a curated record.
GAGGUGCCCCCCGCCCCCCCACGCUCAUAACCGACACAUAGCGUGCGCGUUCACAUGCCUCGGAAGUGCGCGUCGCCGUUCCUGCGGAAUCCAGGAGUGCAGUGGUCGGACCCCGAGAGGCUCUCACCGCGAAAAUAAUGAACAACAAAUUUGACGCUCUAAAAGACGAUGACAGCGGAGACCACGACCAGGACCCAGGUUCACCGAAAGACGGUGAGAAGGAAAAAUCUGAAGAGGAGGACAAGGAACAGAACGCCAGGAGAAAGAUGGCGGUGCCAGGGGCAGGAGAGCACCCUCUUCAAUUCAACUACAGCCUCUGGUACUCCAGACGAACCCCCGGGAGACCAGCCAGCACUCAGAGCUACGAACAGAACAUCAGGCAGAUCGGCACCUUUGCCUCGGUGGAGCAGUUCUGGCGUUUCUAUAGUCACAUGAUCCGGCCUGGUGAUCUGACGGGCCACAGUGACUUCCACCUGUUCAAAGACGGUAUUAAACCCAUGUGGGAGGAUGACGCCAAUAAGAUGGGUGGAAAGUGGAUCAUCCGUCUGAGGAAAGGUUUAGCAUCUCGGUGCUGGGAGAACCUGAUCCUGGCUAUACUGGGGGAGCAGUUCAUGGUGGGAGAGGAAAUCUGUGGGGCUGUGGUGUCAGUACGCUUCCAGGAGGACAUCCUUUCCAUCUGGAACAAAACGGCCAGUGACCAGGCGACCACGGCUCGCAUCAGAGACACCCUGCGUCGAGUCCUCAACCUGCCGCCCAACACCAUCAUGGAGUACAAGACGCACACAGACAGCAUUAAGCAUAACACAUUUGAACUGUGUAUUAUGAAUGAUGACGUACUGCAUCCUCAUUGGCAGAGCAUGGGAAGACUUCCAUGGACUGGUGACUGCUAGCGGCGGACGUUAGGCCCUCACACAGAAAACCUCUCGGAGGGUGUGAGGAUAUGUAAUGAGUCGGGGGGGGAAUGACGAGUCCGGGGAAGGAUACCUCUGCGUGGAUUGGCACUGUGUGUGAAGACAGAGCAAAAGUCAGGGGCGAGAGGACCAUUCCUUGUUUGUGUCUAAUUGGAAACGAUCAGAAAACAAGCGGACGGCGAACAGAAGAAGUCGAAGGGAGAAAUUUGCAUUCUUUUUAAUCAACCAGAGGAGAACAAAGCCUCCGUUUUUUUAUGUUUUGUAAUGCAAGUUGCAACACCCGUUAACCUGCCACCAGGGGGGGCAUGUGACUGGUGUUUGGUCAUUAGCUGAUAACAAAGUGUACUUGACAAAAUACAACAGAACCCACAAACGAAACCAUAGAGAUAUGUGCUCGAUCAGAUUUUAUUGCUUACAUCAAGUCACACGUCCUGCUGUUAAAGGAAGUCUGUGUUAAUCUGUUUUAUUGGGACUGAAACAGGGUUGCAGAAUAUUUUAUUACUGUGCUGUAUUUUAACUACAAGUACUUGAACUUGAAAUAAUUUGCUGAUUAUUACUAUUAUUGUGUAUGAUAUAUUGUAAAUAUAGUCCACUUCAAAGAUCCCUUAACUGAAUCUGCCAUGAUUCUCCAUCUUUGACAUGGAAGUUGAAUCCCAAAGGAUGAGGACCAUCCUGUGUUGGGCAGAAGGUUGCGUAAGAGGCAUCUUAAAAAUGGACUGCCAAGCUGCCUCGAUCACUGUGCCUGGCCUCGAGCCCAACCCGAUCCAGGUCCCCCCUCCUGUGCGUUUCGUCUUAACCCUGCCUCCAAAUAAUCCAAGGGUCGGGCUCUGCUUUAUUGUCCUCAUCAAAGGCCCUCAUUGUUUUAGUUUUUUCAGCAAAAGAGAGGAAACUGAGGUCGAGGGUCUGUUACAUUUGAUUCUUCGAGAGCAUUUUCAACAUUGAACCAUCUUCAGAGAGCGCCUGUAGUCUGUUGAAAAACUGUAAUGCUGCCCAUGUGUGGUAGCGUGAGGAUGGGGGCAGGUGUGUGUGUGCGUGAGUGUCAAAAGUGAAGAAACAAAUGUUGGAUGUACACCUGAUGGUUUAUAGCAAUAAAUGUCAAAUAUGCACCUGAUGCUA